GAUGUCAUACCAUUCGAGAAGAUCUUUGAUGAUCAAGUGUCUGGAGCGUAUCCAAACAUGACAGAGGCUCGAAAAGAGGAAAUGAAGCAGACACAAUAUGCUAAUUGGUUAAAAUAUUAUAUCAAAUCAGCCGCAAGUAGGCAGGAACACUAUCCAACAUGGUUUGAAGAGUUGGUUGGAGGUCCUCUAUCAAGGGCAAUGGCAUACCCGAUGUAUUGCACUCGAGGCUACGUUUUCAUAAAACGUCCAGGGAUUACUAACAGAAAAACAGUGAAUUAUGGGGUCGUUGUUCGUACAGAUUCGAUAGACUACUAUGGUGAAAUUACUGAUAUAUUAGAGGUUGAAUAUCCGGGAGUCAUAAAUUUGAAAUGUAUACUCUUCAAGUGUGACUGGUAUGAUCCUAGAGUUGGAAGAGGUGUUAGACUUACAAAGUAUGGUGUCACAGAGAUCAACUCGACUAAGCAGUUAAGAAAGUACGAUCCGUUUAUACUUGCAUCUCAGGCAGCACAGGUUUGCUACAUACCAUAUCCACAAGUAGGUGUUCGACAAUAUCCAUGGAUUACGGCUCAUCAAAUAAAUCCAAGAAGCAGAGUUGAUGGGGUGAAAGAAAAGGAACCGCUACAACAAAUUGCAGUAAACGAAAUUACGCAAGUAGAUCAAUCUGUCGGUGACAUUCCCCUCGUUGAUAUUGAGAACAUAGAACUCGAACAGAUAUGGGAAAAUGCGGAAGACGAAGAGGAUGGAGAAGAGUUUGAAGAUCAAAAUGAUUCUGCUAGUUCAGAUUAUUCUUCCGAUUCUGAGUAAA
Molecule: messenger RNA, 805 nt
Organism: Arabidopsis lyrata subsp. lyrata
Lineage: Eukaryota; Viridiplantae; Streptophyta; Magnoliopsida; Brassicales; Brassicaceae
Exons: 3
Coding region: 58-804 (248 amino acids)
Source: RefSeq, a predicted model, not a curated record